AUGGAUAAUCCUACUACCUUCUCAUUGUUACAGUAUGCUCGUUUCUAUGGAAUAGCAAGUAGCGACUCAGAUGUGGAUCCCCUCGCGCAUGUACAAGAGAGCUUAGAGGAAAUCCCGGAUCUUCCUCUACAUACUCUUUCUCAGUUCCGGGAUCACAUCGCCCGAGUGCAAACGUCUGUCGAACAAAGCUUGCACCACGAAAAGCUAGAUCUCAGGAAAGAAAGUGCAUUAUUCCUCGCAUCUGUCCUUCGGAAGAUUGAACCGUCCGACAUCGAAGGCCACUGGGGGAGUAUCCUGCCCUCAUGGGAUCGCUACGACAAGCUCAGGGUAGAGCCUCCCAUACUUACCAACGACCAAGAACUACAACUGCCUCCUCUCAAGAACCGCGUCUGUUACACCCAGCAUGAUUACCAUCUGGUUCCAUUGGAGGAGGAUAGAAUAAGCGAUCGUGACGUGAUCUUAGUGGGAGGCUUGGUGAACGGCAUCGACCCUUCCGGCAAGGGCAUGAAAGAAGAAAGAAUUGAUUGUACAAGGGAUGCAUUGCUUCUAAUACAGAACGCAAGAACCAAUAGAAUUCGCCCCCUGGAAGACCUCGAAGGGUUACUUCGCACAGAAUUGGGUUUGAAAGAGGCCCGGGCUUCACGUUCGAGCUCUCCUUACCUUCACUCUGGCGAAAAUGAACAGUUCUCUGACGACGAGCAAUGUUAUUCCACGGCUAGCAAGAUCAGAUCCGUCUCAAGUGUACCUGAAAAACAAAAAAAUCGAGAUUUAGAAGAUAUGUGUAUUGCAGGGGAGGGAAGGGUCGGUAGUCUCACUCCGGAUCCGUUCGAGACUAUCUUAUGCGCGCACAACAGCUCUGUUCUCGCAAAAUCUCCACAAAUAUACACUUCACCAGCGGAUGAGGGCGAUAUUGAGAUGCCCGAUCACACAAGUCUAUCUUGCUUUUCGUCAUUAGAAGAUGAUCGCGAGUUCGCUUUCCCUUAUGUGCAAGAUGGCUCUACUGAAAACGCUGCCAGUCUGAUCUCGGCGACGAGCACGGGAUCAAGCCAUAGUCUCUCUCGAGUGACUUACGCUGGGAUCACCGAUCAAAUUGCAACACCUGAUUGCUUCCCUUACGAAGAGGGCUUUGCAAUCAAAACUCCUCCACCUAGCGACAGCGUAAUUCUGGGAAAGUUCAAAGGCCGAGAUGAGACGCAUACGGACUGCAACCGUAUGGGACGGCUUGGGAUAGAGUUUCCGGCUCUUAGCUCGUCAAAUGGAGAGCCUCCAAGAUUGUCUGUGACGGAAAGUGUUGCUCCACUGGCGAAUUAUCCUCAAAAUGUCUAUCAACAGGGCAUUGACCAUGAUUCUCAUAUGAGGCGUUAUGAUGUGACGAACACACCCGUGCCAACAAAGGACUGUUCAUUGCAAACUCUCAGACCGGACAACGGCUACAUGUUUCCUGUGUCGAUCGAAUAA
Aspergillus homomorphus CBS 101889 is the source of this 1458-nucleotide messenger RNA. RefSeq lists its product as uncharacterized. The record is from RefSeq and is a predicted model, not a curated record. Lineage: Eukaryota; Fungi; Ascomycota; Eurotiomycetes; Eurotiales; Aspergillaceae. The transcript has 3 exons. Bases 1 to 1458 code for a protein of 485 amino acids.